CAGACGGCCAGCCUCCUGGCAGCAGAGACUAUUCCACACAACGCCUCGACGAACACAUACAAACACACAGACAUAGACACACACGCACAAGCGCACACACACACACACACACACACACACACACACACACACACACACACACACACACACACACACACACACACACAAAACAACAUGCGUCAAAGAAAGACCCGCAGCGGCGAGCUUUCGCAGUAACCCUCCUCAACCUCCUCAUCCUCGGGAGAUGAUGGCCAGCCGGUGCGGAGACGCAAACACCGCACUAAACACGACCACCAACCGACGAGACGCCUCCGGUGCGACUGGUGAUGAUGAUGCGACGAAGACCACGAAGAACACCACGGCUCUCCCGCGCUGGAUGCGGCUUUAUUUCUAUGGCAUGCACGGGGUGGCCGUGGACGUCCUGCUGUCUUCAUUCUGGGGGAUCGUUUUCGAGCGGGACCCCAAAUUGGUAGGCUACUCCUCGCCGUACCUGUGCCUCGCUCACUGCCUCACCCACUGGGCGCUGGAGCGGCUCCACGCGCGGAGGAAGCUGUUCCCCGGUGGUCCCGCAGUGUUCUCGCUCGUGCUCUACCCUUGCGUGUACAUUGGCCUGCACAUCCUCCUCCUCGAGAGUGUAAACAUAGGCUCGCGGGCGGGACCGGGGCUCGCGCUGGCUGGGGUGACCCCCUUGCAGAUCGCGGUGCAGUACCUCGUGGCGCUAUACUUCUCCCGCGUCUUCCACCCGUGGCUGUCCCGCCUACGGUACCACCACCCCCGCCCCCACCCCGGCUUCACGGAGCACAAAAACGGGGUUCAGGUGGCCGAGCAUGGGGGCCUCAAGGGUAUCCCGGAACACGGACUCAACGGUCUCCCGGACAUGGCCCACUUGGUGUUCUACGGCAUGCACGGCUUCCUGGACGAGGUGGUGUUCACCGCCGCCUUCAACCUGAUGGAGCGGCGCGCGCUCGGCGGCCACACGUCCCUGUGGUCCUUCCUGAUGUACGGCACGUGCAGCUUCGUGGUUGAGAAGCUGUACGUGCGCCUGCGCUACGCGUGGGGCUGGGGCACGUGGCGGCGGCUGCCCCUCUACGUGGCCUUUAUCUACGCCUGGGAGCUCACGUCGGGACUCGCGCUGAGGCAGGUGGACGCGUGCUCGUGGGAUUACUCCCACUACCCGGGUAACUUCAUGGGGCUGGUGACCAUCGUGUACCUGCCCGGCUGGAUGGGACUGAGUCUGUACCAGGACGUCCUGUCCAACGUGCUGUUCCGUGUCCAGUGGUUGGGGGGGUCGGGGGAGGUUGAGGAUGGGGGGGGAGAGGAGGAGGAGGGGGAGAGUGGGAAGAUGGAUCUAAGUAAAAAGUUGCUUUAAGUUGUGUAAAGAGUCGUUUAAUGAACGAUGAAUAAGGCACCCCCAGGCACUGGAAUUUGCAAACGAGGCGUUUUAUUUAUGUGGGAUUGUUAUUGUUUAUUCUUUCUGGUGUUUUUAACUAUAUUUAUUUACACACGGUCCCAAGUUAGAAUAAAAACAAUUCCAGUGUAAGCAACGCCCUUUCAUUAUUGUGGAUCAAGUUGAUUGACGUUUUCAUUUAAUUAUUUACAUUCCUGACAGAGUCGUGUUUUUUUGGUGUUAGGGUCUCGGCCUCUCCUGGCUUAGACCUGUUGUCGUCGACUGUGUGGCUCCCGGCCAGGGCCUUGUGUCAGGGACCUUUCCUUAGCAUGUGGGUGUUCCAUUACAGAGUGGAAACCGGCCUGACCUGUUCCCGGUGCCAAACACGAAUAGCAACUUCCUGGUGAAGGUGUGACGGAAAUCUCUUGUGAAACCGGGUUGUUAAGAAUUGAAAGUUGGGAGGAUAUUUAUGCGUCGGGAUUUGGGAGGAUAUUUGUUGUUAUCUUGUCUGGGUAUGAGUAUGUUGUUUAGGUUUUACUCUCAUUGGUCGGUCCUACACUGCCAUUUCUAAUGAUUGUGAUUUCACCUUUGGGAAUGUUAUUCACAUUGGGUCCUAUAGGCCUCCUUCAGACAAACAGUAUCACCAUUUUUUGUAAUUUGUAAGUAAACUCAACACCCCUCUUUGGUGUUGGAAGUGCGUUAAAACCAUUCACUAGCAUGCCUUUACAAUUUGUUCUUAUUGCAUGUUGUGCAAAAUGGAACAUAGCCUCCAGGAAGAACAAGGCCAGACCGAUACGUCAAUAUUUGCUGUUAAGCAUAAAAUAACGAAAAUAUAAGAAGACAAAUAUUUUAAAGACGCCUUAAAUUCAAUCCCAAAUUGUUCCUUGUUUAUUGUGUCAGUAACAAAUAUAUAGACUAGGCCUACUUGUUUUCUUUCUCUCUGAAGGACAUACCACUUUCCCCCUAUUUUCGCGUUUGUGUCCACAUCAGCCACGUCCUUGAAUGAAACCUAUUGACACAUGAAAGAGUUGAACGGAUAACACUCGCAGUCACAUGAAGCCAGAGGAAGCGGAGUGUAACCGAGUGGAUUUGACCUGCAGCGAUGGGACUGAAUAUACUGUGAAUCAUUCAAUGGAUCCAAUGAAUCUCCCCCCGUCCCCUAUGCUGGAGUGCCUUGCCUCGAUAUCCAAUGAGGCAGCUGGACUGGAGAGACAAUAGCCCUGUGUUUACUAUGGGGCAUCUGUCUCGCUAGCGAAACUGGAAACACACUUUUAUGACGGCCCGCUGGCAGCCAUUGUUAUCGCCUGACAUAUGGUUUAUUUUCAUGUGAGGAGAUUGUUUGAUUAAAUUGCAAAAUAAUUGUG
This is a messenger RNA of Gadus macrocephalus (Pacific cod), 2751 nucleotides long. It is a transcript of the gene tmem229a, whose product is annotated as transmembrane protein 229A. NCBI's taxonomy places the organism in Eukaryota, Metazoa, Chordata, Actinopteri, Gadiformes, Gadidae. The record is from RefSeq and is a predicted model, not a curated record. The transcript has a single exon. Bases 245 to 1369 code for a protein of 374 amino acids.